AGUGGCAACUUGUUAUUUUCUGACUUUCACCAUGUAAGUACUUUAAUUUCACUAUGUAAAUACUAUGUGUCAAAUUCUGAUUGGUACUGCAAAAAUUCAUCCGCACUUCGAAUAUCAAAAGACUUUACAGUCUCGGAAG
Molecule: messenger RNA, 139 nt
Organism: Racocetra persica
Lineage: Eukaryota; Fungi; Glomeromycota; Glomeromycetes; Diversisporales; Gigasporaceae
Source: the annotation of a GenBank genome assembly